Molecule: messenger RNA, 8911 nt
Organism: Myxocyprinus asiaticus (Chinese sucker)
Lineage: Eukaryota; Metazoa; Chordata; Actinopteri; Cypriniformes; Catostomidae
Product: cyclin-Y
Exons: 12
Coding region: 392-1441 (349 amino acids)
Biological process (GO): regulation of canonical Wnt signaling pathway; regulation of cyclin-dependent protein serine/threonine kinase activity
Cellular component (GO): plasma membrane; cytoplasmic cyclin-dependent protein kinase holoenzyme complex
Molecular function (GO): protein kinase binding; cyclin-dependent protein serine/threonine kinase activator activity
Source: RefSeq, a predicted model, not a curated record
UUGUGGGCUCGGUGAUACACUGACAGCUGAACGAUACAGUGUACCAGCGACGCGCGGAAAUGGAAAAAUCUAUAGAUACAUGCACAUACACAUAUACAUAUACAAACAUCAUCUAAGUCAGUUUGCAUGGAUUAUGUGUUGAUUUAGUGCAGCAGGCGGGGAGUAGUGAUACAAACAGCACUGAUCGGUGAAUUUAAAUAGGGAUUUAUUGCAUUUAAAUGGCUCUACAUUUCCCGCACACGGGAAUGGUCUUCUAGCGGAUUGCGAGGUCUGUGUUUGAUCCCGUCAUCCGCAGCAGUUACGCCCCACCAUCAUUAUCAUCUGUCGGGUGGGCUCCGUCGAUCAGUGGGUGGAUAUUUCUCUCCGUUAAUAUCUCCAGACAUCGGGAAUCAUGGGGAACAGCACCUCAUGCUGCGUGUCGUCCAGCCCGAAGAUCCGGAGGAACGCGCACUCGAGGCUGGAGCCAUACCGGCCCGAACCGGAGCUGAGCCGAGAGGACACGGGCUGCAACCUCCAGCACAUCAGCGACAGAGAGAACAUAGACGAACUCAACAUGGAGUAUAACCCCUCUGACCACCCACGUGCCAGUACCAUCUUCCUCAGCAAGUCUCAAACAGAUGUUCUUUUACCCAACAAGAAAGUUCGGGAAAAAAGGAAAAGUCUGUACGUCAACCAUCAACAUCCGUCUGGUCCAGUGAGACGCAAGUACAGUUCCUGUUCUACGAUUUUCCUAGACGACAGCACCGUCAGUCAACCCAACCUCAAAUAUACUAUCAAAUGUGUCGCCCUUGCAAUAUACUACCACAUAAAGAACAGAAAUGUGGACGGGCGAAUGCUGUUAGACAUUUUUGAUGAAAAACUUCAUCCACUUUCAAAAUCGGAAGUGCCAUCGGAUUAUGACAAGCACGACCCUGAACAGAAACAGAUCUACCGAUUUGUCCGUACGCUGUUCAGUGCUGCCCAGCUCACAGCAGAGUGUGCCAUAGUUACACUGGUGUAUUUGGAGAGAUUAUUAACAUAUGCAGAGAUUGACAUCUGUCCUGCUAACUGGAAGAGGAUUGUGUUGGGUGCCAUCCUGUUGGCGUCAAAGGUGUGGGAUGAUCAGGCCGUGUGGAACGUCGACUACUGCCAGAUCCUCAAAGACAUCACCGUCGAAGACAUGAACGAGUUGGAGCGGCAGUUUCUAGAGCUGCUGCAGUUCAAUAUUAAUGUUCCAUCCAGCGUCUAUGCCAAGUAUUACUUCGACUUGCGUUCACUCUCGGAGGCGAACAACAUCAGCUUCCCCCUGGAGCCUCUCAGCAGAGACAAGGCCCAGAAACUGGAGGCGAUCUCCAGGCUUUGUGAUGACAAAUAUAAAGACUUGAGAAAAGUGGCCAAGAAGCGCUCCGUGAGUGCAGAUAACCUAACAGUGGUCAGAUGGUCGCCGGCCAUCAUAUCCUAAUAACAGUGGACGUUGGGGACUCUCAUGAAAGACAGAGAGGAAGAGACUGUCAGAAGAAGCGUUCUCUAAGAGGACACAUAUGUGUUUAGUACCUUCACAAGACUCUUGAGCCAGUGGCUUUUAUUCAGAAGAGUGUUCUUGCUGGUCGUAAGGCUGCUGUACAUACAAGAAACCCACACAAAGAUCACUUUCAAACUUGUGGCUUAGAAGACAAAGAGGAAGACACUCCUGCUGCAGUUCAGAAAAACUGAAGGACAUGGAUGAAAGGAUAUAAACGAGGGAGAAAUUCCAAGUGCUGCCCAAUGACAGGAACAGCAUUCCAACAGCUUUGUGUCAUAUAUGUUUGCCAUUCUAGGACACCUGUUUGAAACUUACUUCAUACAUCCACUAAAAAUCACCUUGACACCAGUUGGUUAAAAGUAAUUCCUAAAAUGCCUCAGAGAAGUAAGUAUAGUUCUGAGAAAAUGUCUAGCAUCAUUUGUUUGCAGAUGCCACACAUUAAUUACAUAUAUAUUUGUAGGGAUGUGCCCGAAGCCGAAUACCUUAUUCGGAAAGGCACAAAUAAUGACUUCAAAACGAAUAACGGAUUCAUCCGAUUAAUAGUAACAAUAUUCGUUUGACUGAUUAUCGUUUAAGAAUAAAGCAACAUUUUAAAUAAACAUAUCCAAAAUUACAAUGAAAUUAUGAGUCAGUGAAGUCAAUAUUAGUAGCCUACUAAAGUGUAAAACUUAGAAAUGAAAAUGCGCACGGUGUAAUUUCAGACCGGAUGGGCACUGUCUCGAGUCCGUUUGCGGUGUCUGUUAGUUGUGCACUUCUGGAUAGGCUACAUUUUCCAUUCCUUAAAAUGUCUAUAUUAAUGUAUCGCAUGAUUCACACGUAAUGAUUUCCAUGUAUUCAUUUAUAAACCAACCUGAGUGCAAUGUUAAAUUCCUGACCUGAAGUGAUGAUUUCACAGCAGAGCACUUCUAUUCACCUCUAAAAUUUGACCACAUUUAUUUUCACAUCACCGAUUAACGGAUCUGGUUAACACUUUAUUCCAAAAAAAGUUUAAAUGCUCUAUAAAGUGUACAUCUAUUCAGAAUAUUCCUGCUCAUGUGAUACAAAGAAACUGAAACAAUCAUUUUUUCCCUCCCUUUAAACUGUACUAAAUUUGAAAAUGUUAACGUAACAUUAUUAUUAUUAUUAUUAUUAUUCUUUUCCCACUAUUUCGCUAAUUCUGUACGUGUAAUUUAACUAAAUAAUUAUGUCCUCCACAUUAUGUUAAAAUAUGUGUGCACAAAUCAGCCUCGAGUGUAAAAUUCCUGAUAUAUUUAUGGGUCUUUCACCUAUUUGUAGGCUAUAUUGAUCUAUUCUAAUUUCCUUUAAUGUUUGUAUUUAAUGUUCGCUGCAAAAUGUGUGCUUGACAUUUCACAAUUGCUUGACACCUCGUGCCUCAGUUAACAACAUAUUCUUCAGUUCAUGAGUCUACAUAUUCAGCUUCAUCUGGUAAGAAAAAAUAUAUGAAUAAUAAUAUAAUGAAAUAUUAAUAAUAAUAAUAAUACUCAUAGUAAUAAUAAUUAGUAUUAAUUUUAUUAGACUAUUAUUAUGAAUAGGCAUAUACAAGGCAUAUUUUAUUUAUAGAAACUAUACUUGUAAUAGAGUUACAUUUAAAAAAUGGGUGCUUCAUUUAGUUUUGUAACACUUCCGGUUUAAGCCCCUCCCACAUUCAGUUCUGUCUGAAUACAGAUACAGAUACAGAUAAUGGCUGUGCUGCACACACCUAAUAUUUUGUAGCUAAUUAAUUGACAUUCAGUCAUUUUUAAGUGUGAUGUACUGUAAGUGUCCAGAUUCUUCUUGGGACCGCUGUAGUAUUCCUUAAAGUAUUUCUGUUCAAACAAAAUGACUGUGACGUGUUUAAACUACGAAAUUACCACUGUAGUUAUACAUACUGCUAUUUAACAUUUUGUGAUCUCAUUUAAGACUUAUUAUAAAUAAAAAAAAAAACAUCCUUAAUGACGGUUUAUUAAAGUUGAAUGAGUUUUUAACAAUGCUCGUUCAUGGGAAAAUGCACAACUCCAAACACAGUCGGACAUUUCUACUUACUGCGCAUCAUAGGAUGGAUUAUUUUACAUUUUUUAUUCUAUUUUUUUACACUUUUUUUUCCCUUUUUGUAAUACAUGAUCGAGACAGUGCUGUUUAGUGUUAUUAACUAAGAGUAAUGGAAGUUACUUUACAGAUGAGGAUUUACUAAAAGAAAUACAAGCGGUGGUCCGGGGGGGUCUCCACGUGAACUUCCUUGAGUGAUUUCGUUUUGGAGUAGAAGUUUGACAUUCCAUUCUCAAUUAUCAUAAACGUAUAUAACAUACACUCUAUUUCUUAUUUUAUGCCCGUCUCUCUCCUUGCUUCACCAAAUGACUUAGAUAUACACAUGCUGCGUCACUCCCAGUUACAGUAAAUUCUCAAAGCAAUACAUGCAUUGUGCUGUAUUCAGUACAAUACCUGCUACAGAUUGGAGCAGAUAUUUUACUAAAUUUACAUUGAUCUGAAACAUCCUUUCAGAUUGAAAACAUUUCAUGUUAAUAAAGGCCAGACUAAUGGGUCAAUCUCAGGAAACCUGCAAAAAACAUGUCUACGUCAUAUUUUACCUUAUAUAAUCGAAAAAGUUCUAGCAAAUUAUGUCAAUUUUGUACAUUUAAAUAAUAUAUAUUAGGGGUGUAACGGUUCUCGCUAAAAAAACUAACCAUACGGUUCGCCAACCACGGUUCAGUAAGCAUUUGCUCAGUGGUUCAUCUCUAGUUUAAUAACGCAUCUGGAUCCUACAGUUUGGUUUAGAAUAUAAAGCGCCAAAUAGACGUGCGCAGUUGUAACCUCUACUAAUGCACCUGUAUGGCUCUGUAGAUGGACACACUCCACCUGUGUGUUUCACGUGGGUCAGCUUUCUACUGAAAGAAAUUGUCCUAUUAACUGUAAAUAUGUUAAAUCAGUUGAUGACAUCACAGUUCUGCACGCAUAGUUGGCAAAAUGGCAAGCGGAGAAAACAAGUGCAAGAGAGAAGCCCCUGCAUCAUUCAAGUCUCCUGUCUGAGAACUUUCUUUAUGCAGUCAACCAACACAGCGAUGGUCCAAAAACUUUUACAAAACAGGCACUGUUUGCAGACAUUGCUUGACACGAGUGCCGUAUACUGGUAAUACAUUUAUAUUUGAUUAGCUAUUUACACUGACAUCACCCAAGGAUAUAUAGCACGUGGCGCACACAGAGCCGCAGGUGAGCCCGAAACUGCACACAGACACGACUCCCUUCUGUCUUUAAGCAGACACUCGGUGCUAGUUCGGACAGACAUGAAACAAGAACUAAAGCGCUUGGGGUGUUCAUUGCCAAAGUUAUGUUGCCCUUACUCCGUUGGUAAAGAUGUGGGAUUUCCGCGUAUGAUUAAAAUACUCGAGUCGCGUUGCGACAUCCAUUCUCGUAUUCAUUUUCAUAGCAAGUUUAUUUCUUCUAUAGUGGUGUACAGAUUCUGAACGCUGAUUAUACAUCGAGUUGAGUUUGAAAUGCACUUUAUGUUGAUGCAUGUCACGUAAUAAUGCAGGUAUUAGGUUAAAAUGUUGAGUUAGUAAUAAGAGAAAGUUUGUUUUUUUAGUUAAGGACCCUAAUGAAAAUUAACUAUGGUUUUACUAUAGUAAUAUUGUAGUAACCGUGACUGUAAUAACAAGGACUAUAGUCACCAUGGAUUUCGUAGCAGAGAUCAUGGUUUUGAUGGAAUUAACCAUGGUUUUAUGUAGUAAUACUGUAGUAGCCAUAUAGUAACCAUGGUUUGACUAUAGUAAUAUUGUAGUAGCCAUGACUGAAGUAACAAUGACUGCUGUCACCAUUGUUUUCUUGGCAGAAAUCAUAGUUUUGAUACAAUUAACCAUUCCUUUACAACAGUCAUACUGUACUUUCCAUAUAAUAACCUUGAUUUUACUAUAGUAUUGUAACCAUGACAGUAACCAUGUUAAUUUUGUGGUUACUUUGAUUUUAUUACAAAUACAAUGUUUAAACUAUGGUUACUGUAGUAAAACCAUGGUGAUUUGUAGUGAGGGCAAAUCUUUUGAAGUGUUUGUUACCAAAUAGAAUAUUUUUACUUUGGAUUUGGCAAAAAUAUUUGUUUUUUUCCUGAACAUAACAAAUACCGAACUGUACCAAAACCGUGAGCCUAAAACUGUGAUACAAACUGAACUGUGAGAAAUUUGAACUGUUACACCCCAAUAUAUACAUAUGUUUUUUCCCACAUUACAGUAAUUAUUAUUUUGGGUGGAAAUGUGCUUAAAUGUCAUUGAAAGUUUUUUGUUUAUUGUUUAUUUGUUUUAAUUAUUCUAUAUUACUCUAAUUAGGUUCUCAUUACUGUAGUGCAGUGUUUUCUUUACUUUAUUACAGUAAUACAAUUACUGUAAAACAAUGAUUUUUAUAUAAAGCUAUCAGCCAUGAAUAAUUAUAUUAAAAGCAGUAGAAAAUACUAGCAAAGUGUAUAAAUACUUUACAAUAUAUAUAUAUAUAUAUUAUUGUUUUUUCACAUAACGGUAAUUAGAAUUUUGGAGGGAAAUUUGCUUGAAUGUCAUUUUUUUUAAAUUCUAAAUUAUUCUAAUUAGGUUCUAAUUACUGUAAUCUUAUUUUCUUUUCUGUAUUACAGUAAUACAAUUACUAUAAUACAAUGACUUUUUGUAUUACCAGCCAUUAAAUAAUUAAAAGGAGUAGAAAAUACUAGUAUGAUGUAUAAGUACUUUACAAUUUAAAUAAUGUUUUUUUAUUUUUAUUUUUUUGUUUUUUGUUUUUUACAUUACAGUAAUGGGAAUGAGAUUGUUUUCACAUUACGGUAAUGAGAAUUUAGGGGGGAAAUGUGCUUAUUGUAAUUAAUAUUAAUGAUCCAACAAAUAGUUUUGUUUGCUUUAAGCAAAAUAUAAAGUACAAUGUUUUUUAAACAUUGAAAUAUGACCCAGACAUGUUCUUGAUGGGUUUCGUGAGAUUCAUGCUAAUAGUCCCACUGGGGAUAUAAAUAUUUGGACAGACUGUAGUAUUUUGUUUGUCAGUUAUGAUUAUGUGUAAAACUGUAGAGACGAGAGGAAAUCUUGCUGUAUCCACUGCCAUGUACUUCACCUGCAUAUAGCGGGAAUAUGGCCUUAGAUUUAGACAAUGAAAAUGAACUGUUUUAUCUUCCAUUCUUAAACAAACUCAAUAUUAUCUACAAAAUUAGUUUUCCAUUUUACAAUCAGUUCUUCCCAGUUCAAAAGAUCAGCAAGUGUUGAAUUACGCCACCUGAUUUAUGUUAUUUCUGAAAUAUUUGUUCUAUUAUUAGAUUCAUGUGCUAAGAGGGACUGAGAUUUUCAUCUGUGAGAAACUUGGCUCAGAAACACAUUGAGAAUGAAGAAUUAGAACUUCCAAAAAAUAUGUUUUGUAUAAUGUAACAUACUUUCAAUUUAAAUAUGAUCUUGAAAUAUUUAUAUGUGACCAGUAUUUACUUUUCUUAAUUCCUAAAUUCUUUAGACACUGAUGUAUAUAAAUAUGUGUUGGUUAGGAAGAAUUUUAGUUGAUAUUAAACCUUGUUUGAUCAGGAUUAAAUAUAUUUUCUGGGAUCUGACACUUGUUUUUAAGCAUUGUCAUUUGUAAUAUGUUUUUCAUUUUCUAUCAAUUGAAUUUCCAGAUGAGGUAAAUCUUCUUUUCCUCACCACAAAAGUGACAUAAAGCAAUUUCACAAGGUUAUGUUGACAUGAAUGUAACUGCUGCAAUAGCUUAGCUUUUACUGUAACUUUUUAGCAGCAAUGAAAAAAGCAAUUUUUCAAAAUGUCCAUUAUUAUCAGGUGGUAUGUAUGUGUUAACCUUUACAUUGAUCAUAGUCUGGAAGUUGUUUAAUUUAUUUUAUAUCAAAUGCCCAAAAAUGUCUUAACAUGUUAACUUCAGAAACAGUUUAACGUACAUUUAGUGCACACUUUGUAUGUUUGUAUACAAUAUCCAUUAAGCUAAGUAAUACUAACACACAUAAAGGUUAUACAUUUCAUACAAAAUUCACCCCAAAAUCUUUUUUUUAUUAUUAUUAUUAUUAUUUCAUGACAAUUAAGCACAAUAUUUCCAACAUUUUAAUUACUGUAAUGUGUCCAGGCAUUUUACUUUUGAUAUUACUUUUACUUUUUUAUAUUAUUCACAAUGGUAAAUAUUUCAUUGAAUCACUCUACUGUAAUACUGUAUUUUGUUACUGUAUCAGUAAAAAUGAAAAAAGAAUUUUUUUUUAUUAAAAUCAGCAUAAAGGCAGUACAACAAAUUCUAUCACAGUGUAUAAAUAUGCUCUAACUUAAAUCAGAUAUUGUUUUGUUUUUUCUGCAUUACAGUAAUGAGAAUUGGAAGGAUGCUUAAUUGUCCCGUAAAUGUCAGAAUGCAGAAAAUCUUAUUGGUCCUAAAAAUGAGCUUAAAUGGGCUUCUUCAUGCAAAAUUACAUUUUUAAGCAAUGAUGUCCAGGUUACUUGAGCGCAACUUGAUUAUGAUGACAGAUGUGACACUGUACAAUGCAUUUUGUUUUGGAUUAUUUCCUAGAUUAAGGAAGUUUUACCAAAGUUCAAUGAAGAACUGGCCUUUGGAAAUGGUGCCACUUUAAUUAAACCCCCCUUUGCACAUUGUAAGAAUGUCAGAAACUAUUUGAAAUCAGGGAGCAAGUUCAAAAAAAGGCUUUUCUGGAAGGAAAAUGGAUUCAGAAAUGAAAAGACUGACAAAAAGCAUUUGAAGAUUGUAUUAUUCUAUUUAUUUUAUGUGAGCAUGUGAGGAUACAGCCCAGUGUUGUAAACUCGAGUCAUAGUGAUCGGUGGCAGUUGGCAGGCGAGUGGCGUUUUAGCCGUGUGCACUGAACUCUACCUCUGCAUAGAGUCUUUUGUUUCUGAUUUAAUACUUCUCUUGCUCUGUCUCUAUCGGUAAUCUUUCUCAUUCUCAUUGCGAUUUCUAGGAAAUUACAAAUUCAACUCUUUCAGAACAUUUAUACUAUAAGUGGUUUCUUAUGAAAUAGAAAAACGGAGAGAAAACUGCUGUUGUUCUUUAAUGUUCAGUUACUGGUUGUAUGCCUGUUUUUUAUGAAUAAUACAUUGUUGUUAUUGUCAUUUGUUUCAAACCCUUCCUCUGUAUCUGUUUUCAGCGUGCCAAAGGCUGAAUUCUAUUUUCUCCAAAUAUCAUUUUCAUUCUACUUUCUGUUAAACUAAGUGAACCCAGUCGCCUGCGGUCUUCACCCCAGGAGCUGGAGGCUACAAUGGUCGCAUGCAGUCUUCUGUUCUAAAACUAUGAUUUUAACUGAUACUCCCGUUCAGAAGCAAUGUUUAGAAACAGCCACAAGAAUAAACUUUUAAAAGUUGCAAUAAAAAACUCUAUGAUUUCAUGUGUUUUUUUUGUUUUUUUUUUUAGAUAAAGGUUUUACAAAAUAUUUAUACAAGAUAAGGAAUUAAAUAACUAUUCUGGGUUCAGUACAACUUUGGCUCAAUUAAC